Messenger RNA from Ichthyophthirius multifiliis, 216 nucleotides. RefSeq lists its product as hypothetical. The transcript has a single exon. NCBI's taxonomy places the organism in Eukaryota, Ciliophora, Oligohymenophorea, Hymenostomatida. The record is from RefSeq and is a predicted model, not a curated record.
AUGAAUGAACUAAGUGAUAAUUUCGAAAGGGAAAGAAAAGAAAGAGAAUAAAAAGAAGAAUAAAUCGUUAUGAUCCUAAAAGAACUUUCAUAACAUACACAAGAUAAUCUUUCAAGAAUAAAAAGAGAUAGAGAAAGAAAUGAAGAAUAAAUAGUUCUUUUAGUUGAAAAUGUUAUUGAAAAACUUAAGAUAGAAAUGGUUGAAUUAGAAAUUUGA